Molecule: messenger RNA, 4320 nt
Organism: Oldenlandia corymbosa var. corymbosa
Lineage: Eukaryota; Viridiplantae; Streptophyta; Magnoliopsida; Gentianales; Rubiaceae
Source: the annotation of a GenBank genome assembly
AAAAAAAAAAAAAAAAGAAAGGGGAGAAGAAGAUGAUAUGGUGGUAAAUAAACGAGUAAAAUAAGGCAAUAACGAUAAAUACGAGUAUGGGUUAGGAAGCAUUAAAACGGAGGGUUCCUUCAUUCAACAGAAUUAUUGAUUCCGGGUGCAAAUGACCAGAGACAUUGUUUGAGAUUUGACUGUACGUAGCUGUGAUCUCUGUGGCACUACCAAAACACAUUUUUUUUACUGUUUCAUCAGUCGGCUCUUUACUUUUACAAAUUGGGUUAAAAGGCUCCCUAUGCCGCCUGGCGCCGUCUACAACUGCAAUGGAUUCUUCUGUCUUCAAACACGGCUCCUACAAAUUUGCUGCUGAUUCUUCCUCCGAACCAUUUCAAUAUUCAAUUUCAGAGCAAGUGCUGGGAGAGAUGAAAACAGAGCCGAUAAUGCCAAAAGUAGCUGGCAUGGAUGAUCAGGAAGGACUAGAUGAUCCAACUGCUUUAGCCGACCCAGAUAGUUGCUUUUGCGAAUUUGAAGGGGUGCUGAUACACCACAAAUUAUGUGAUUCUGAAUCAUUAACAUUGGACGACGAUGAAGACCUGCCAGAAGAUGUGGAUAAUGCAAUUUCUGAUUACAGAGUUGGUCUCUGUCUUCCCAUAAUUCUUAUGCAUGGUUUUGGAGCUUCUCUCUUCUCAUGGAAUCGAGUCAUGAAGCCUUUGGCCCGUCUCAUGGGUAAUUCGAAAGUUCUCGCCUUUGAUAGACCGGCCUUUGGAUUAACUUCAAGAGUGGAUCCAAGGAAUCAAAAUCAUAAACCUCUGAAUCCGUACUCAACUCUGUUUUCUGUGCUCUCAUCAAUGUUCUUUAUGGAUUCCUUAGCAGCUGACAAAGCCAUUCUGGUGGGGCACUCGGCUGGAUCCUUGGUAGCUGUUGAUACGUAUUUCGAGGCACCUGAGCGAGUUGCUGCUUUGAUUCUUGUUGCUCCAGCGAUUUAUACACUUCUCAUGCCACAACAUUCAGCCAAAGAUGAUCAAAGAGACAGAAAUAAACGAGAUCCGUACUCGCAUUUUACCAACUAUCAGAAUCCAAUCAUUGCGAUCUUCAGUUUGUUGUCAAAGCUGACCAAAUGCAUUGCUCAGGGAAUCAUGUAUUUAAAAGCCAUGGGAGGCAUCCUGAAUCUUCUUUGCAAGAAUACCUUAUGUACGUUCCUCCGAUCAGCCACCGGUCUAAUUCUGGUCAGGUUAAUGAUUGAUAAAUUUGGCAUUGCUAUAGUUCGAAGGGCAUGGUACGAUUCAAAUCAAGUUACUGAUCAUGUGUUGCAAGGCUAUGUGAAGCCACUGAGAGUGAAAGGUUGGGAUAAGGCCCUAGUGGAGUAUAUUGUAGCAAUGCUCGCAGAUUCUACUUCGUUACUGAAUCCACCACAGCCAAAAAGGUUGAGCUCAAUCUCAUGUCCAGGUACUGAAUAAUUAGCCGCCUUUCAUUUCAUCCCCAUUGAAAUCUGUUUCAGAUCAAAUGAUAAACUCAUUUGAAGCCCUGACUUAAAUUGAAAAUUACUCAUAUCAGUAUCAAGAAACCGCAAUCUAGCUGCCAUGUGUUUUGGCGCAAUUAACUGGUUUCUGAUUAACAAGUUAUUCUCACAAUGUAGUGCGUUUGAGAAGAUAACGUAAGAUAUUGAAGUCAACACCCCAAAAGCAUUGUGCGGGAUUAAUUAUUACAAACACGCUACGGAAUCCAAAAUCUCAAAGAAAAUUAACCCAGAAGCUACGAAUUCAGUACCCAGCAAAGCAUAAUGGAAACUAUAGCAUUAUUACACGAACUGCUCAGUUUCUCCAAACCCAGGGCCUUGCCACCAAAAUCCAGCAAAUCACAGUCACAACCAGGCAAAUAGUUAGCUGAACCUGCCAAGGCAGAGAGUCCAGCAAGUGGAAUCCGAAGGCUCCACCAGCAAUGAGGAACAGCAAUCCAACUGGAACAAGGAGUAGCGUGAAUGCAAAAUUGUGCUCACGGGUUGAUACAUUGGUCUUAUCCAGGUAAAUUGAGGCAAUCCCCAUAGCAAUUGCUCCUGUGAGGAUGAGGGCAAGGCCAAUCCUGAACAGGGGGUCCUUCACCGCAUCUUUGGCGGUCCACAAGAUUGUUGUUGCAGCCACAAGGCCUUUUGCGCUGAAACGCUGCAGCUUCAAGCAGGUCUCCAGGGUUGCCCAUUGACCAGAAGGAGUAUGCGGCUGAUAGUGCGUUGGAAGAACUGUAUUCGGAUUCAGUUUCAAAGGUGUGAGCGGCUGGUGAAGCCCUGGCAGAACCGUACUCGGAUUCACUGUCGGAGUUGUAUGCUGUUGGUGAGGCGUUGGGGGAACCGUCUUCGGAUCCACUGGCGGACGGGUAUGCUCUUGGCGAUGCGUUGGGGGAACGGUCUUCGGAUCCACUGGCGGAAGUGUUUGCUCUUGGUGAGGCGUUGGGGGAACCGGCUUCGGAUCCGGCAGAUUAGCUCCAAGGCGUUGAGUUUUAGAAGUUGUUUUGCUUGUGGUAUCAUCACUUGAAUUGCCGUUCCCAUUAUCAUCGAUCGGCUUCUCGUUUAUUCCACCCUUGAAGCUGGGACGGCGGACAAGGUUUCGGGGCGUUUCUCCAGUCGUGGGAGCCAUGGUUUCUUCUGAGAAAAAAGGACACCAUGUACAGUCACAUUAGGCCAUGUACAGCUAGAAGAAUUUGCACCGAAAAACAACGCAAUUUAAAACCAAAAAUCUGCCCAAAAGCAUCGCCCUAAAGGGUAACAACACAAGUGGGGAUUUACUGGUCUCCGAAAAUGUAGAUUGUUGAGUCCGAAAAUAAAGACAUGUGACCACUGGGAAAGGGGUCACUGUCAAUAUUUGACUCUAAGAACAACAAAUUCAAAGAAAAGGAUAGUAGUGCUACCCUUUUAGGCAAAAGCAAGCAAAAGAUGACAUGAGAAUAUGAGAGAAUCUACAGAAUUUUUUCAUUGAACUAGAAGAAAAAUAGUGUGUGAAGGAAAAAUUUAGGCACGUUUGAACUCUCAGACUUUUAGUACCCUUCUUUUCCUCCUGGUCAAUAUAACUUGCAAACAAUAAUGCAAACUGUACAAGGGGAGAAAGAUCAAAUUAAAUGGUAAGUUUCAGCGCAAUAAAACACUUCAAAAACCCAGAAAAAAUAUUACAAAUCUUAAAGAAAAACAAACAGCCAAAUAACUGAAACGCCAAGAAAAUAAACUAAGUCAAACCCAAAGCUAAUAGCAAUGAAUCGGCCAAACAUGUACCGAAAAAGCUACCAAAAACCCUUACGUAUCACAAAAUGGAUCACUAUCGUAUCAUACAAAAAAAAAAGAAAGAAAAAAACCCAGACAUUAGUCUGAGAUGGUUUCAGACUGUCAUCAGUAGCAGGUCAGACUGGCGACAUAUCACAAAAUCAAUUAGGCCAAAGCGUCCUUUCCGCUACUACUGAUUCAACAACUGCUUCAAAAUAAAGGACACAGUCACACACAGCAGAUUUUGGGAGGCAUAUAAUUGUUUUUGACGGAUUGGUUGAUAAAAUCCCAGAAAGAAAUCAAACUUAAUCAUUCAAUGCGUUCUAAGUAGCAAAUCAGAAAUACAAAAAAUUUAACCCACAGAAAGAGAAGAUGAAGUUUGCACCAAGAAAACGGCUACAAGAUCCAAAAUAAAUAAAAAGAAAACCAAAUCUAGUCAGAAAAAGGGUUUUUAAUGGAGAUCUAGACAUUUCAAGCCUUCAAAAUCAAAACGGCAUAGUCGAGAGAAUCUUUGCCACAAGAUAUCCUUAAAAUGUUCCCUCAAAAAAUGGAGAAAAACCGGAAAAUGUAGUAAAACCCUAAUCCAGCAAGUUCAGUAGCCAAGAGUAAACGACUAAACGGGCGGAACACCUUCCCCAAAUUCCAUAAACUUUUCAAGCGAAAUUUUCACGUCCGAAGAAGGGAGAAGGACUAAACAACUAAGUACCUUAAUUCGGUUGAAGGCAAAGAGAUAUUCUAGUAGCUUAGUGUAUUUCAGAUAGUAUUAAAGGGAAGAAAAAAGGAGGGGACAAGAAAAAGAAAGUGUGAUAUGGGUGGAGAAGAAGAUGAUGAGGGAAGAGUGAUAAACGGAAAAACAAACUGGAAAAUAAAAGGGACCAAGAAAAUGAGGAGAAUCAAUGGGGAUCUGCACCUUCUCUGGUGCUGUAUAUAUUGUGGGUGGUAAGGUCUUCUAGUGUGUGAGUGUGUGUACGGGAAGGGAAUUUGAUUUUCUGGGGUUUUUAAUCAGUUUUUGAGAAUUAAAUUGGAGACUAACAAAAGAAGAAAAGAAAAAAAAGAGCGAAUCAGAGUGGAGAAUUGAUAACCGUCACGAU